Messenger RNA from Amblyraja radiata (thorny skate), 972 nucleotides. RefSeq names its product probable G-protein coupled receptor 139. Gene Ontology annotation, cellular component: plasma membrane. The transcript has 2 exons. NCBI's taxonomy places the organism in Eukaryota, Metazoa, Chordata, Chondrichthyes, Rajiformes, Rajidae. Gene Ontology annotation, biological process: G protein-coupled receptor signaling pathway. Bases 1 to 972 code for a protein of 323 amino acids. The record is from RefSeq and is a predicted model, not a curated record. Gene Ontology annotation, molecular function: G protein-coupled receptor activity.
AUGGGACCGGCUCCGAUUCUGUACGUGAAGGAGAUCUUCUAUCCGAUUAUGGCGGCGUAUGGAAUCCCUGCGAACGUGGUGACGGCUGCGAUCCUGUACCGGGGGAAAUGCGGACUUUCCAAAGGUAUCACCCGUUACAUGGUGUCGAUGGCAAUGUCCGAUCUGCUCGUCAUCUUUUUUCAAGUGUUGCUCCAAGGAAUCUAUGUUUACUAUAACCCCAACGCCUUCUUCAUCCGCAGCACGGUGUGCCCUUCGUAUGUGUACCUGCGCAUCCUUACACUGGACUAUUCCGUAUGGUUAACAUUAUCCUUCACCUUUGACCGUUUUGUCAGCAUUUGCUGCCCGAAGCUGAGACUCACCUAUUGCACGGAUAAGACGGCCGCCGUGGUCAUUGCGUCCCUGUGUGCGCUGAGCUGCUUAAAAUACAUCCCGUUUUACUUCAUGUACGAGCCACGCUUCACCAUGGACAAUGUGAACUGGGGGUGCCGGCCCAGACCCGCCUACUUCACCUCCAUCGGGUGGGUUGUUUUUUCAUGGAUGUGUAACAUUUCUCUCUCCUUACUCCCUUUCGUCCUAAUCCUGCUUCUGAACGGGCUGACGGUCAAGAACAUCAUAGCGGCCAGCAGAGUCCGCCGGCGCUUAAAGGGACAUGAUGGCAAGGACACUGAGUCGGAGAAUCGACGUAAGUCUAUUGUCUUACUCUUCAUGGUGUCGGGAACGUCCAUAUUACUGUGGACCACGGGAGCGGUAACUUUCAUCUGUACCCGAAUUACUAUUAAUUUUGUGGGCUCGGAUCUCACAAGCCCCUCGAAUAUUGCCAAUGAGGUUGGGGUCUUGCUCAUUCGGGUCAGCUCCUGCGCCAAUACUUGUAUCUAUGCAAUGACCCAAAGUAAAUUUAGACAGGAGCUGAAGAACGGGAUUAAAAGACUUAUUCAUUUUUUUACGAAACCCACGAAAAGGACGCGGCAGUGA